Messenger RNA from Arachis duranensis, 1676 nucleotides. RefSeq names its product double-stranded RNA-binding protein 1. The transcript is spliced from 3 exons. Gene Ontology annotation, biological process: rRNA processing; regulation of gene expression. The record is from RefSeq and is a predicted model, not a curated record. NCBI's taxonomy places the organism in Eukaryota, Viridiplantae, Streptophyta, Magnoliopsida, Fabales, Fabaceae. Bases 325 to 1335 code for a protein of 336 amino acids. Gene Ontology annotation, molecular function: ribonuclease III activity; double-stranded RNA binding. Gene Ontology annotation, cellular component: nucleus.
GCAGUGGCACCGGAUGCGGAUGUGCGUGAAUCGUGAUUGAGGGCUUUUAUAAGAUUGCAUUACAUAAUACGAAUUACGAAAGAAAGAAACGCAAACGCGUCCCAUCCACGAAGCGGCGCAGAUUCCGGCAUUGGAUUUGCCCACAGCCGCAUCAACACACAACACACGCACCAAUUCUCUCUCCUCUCUCCCUCCACUCUCACUUCCCUCCCACAAACACAAACACACAUUACACAGUCACGCAACACAAACCAAAACACUGAUACUCAUCACUCUUCAGUUUGAAACUACCCAAUCACAGACUAUCAACCCUCGUCUUCACCCAUGCCCACUAUGCCCACUAAUGAAGACUUCCAAGGUGUUUCGAAUUGCUAUGUGUUCAAGAGCAGAUUGCAGGAGUAUGCACAGAAGGUGGGGCUUCCAACACCUGUAUAUGAAACUAUCAAGGAAGGGCCUUCUCAUGAACCCUCCUUCAGGUCCACAGUGAUAGUCAAUGAUGUCAGGUAUGACUCUCUCGCCGGCUUCUUCAACCGCAAAGCGGCGGAGCAGUCAGCUGCUGAGGUUGCUUUGAUGGAGCUGGCCAAGACUAAUGAAGUUAAUCAAUCCAUUAAACAACCUGUUCAUGAAACUGGAUUGUGCAAGAACUUACUUCAGGAGUAUGCGCAGAAGAUGAAUUAUGCAAUGCCCAUGUAUCACAGCCAAAAGGAUGAAACACCAAGUCGAGCACCCAGAUUUACAUGUACCGUUGACAUUGGCGGUAUUCUCUAUAUUGGGGGAGCGGCAAAAACAAAGAAAGAAGCAGAAAUAAAAGCAGCUAGAACUGCUCUGCUAGCUAUCCAAUCAAGUGCAUCUUCUUCCCAAAACCAGUUGGGUCAUUCACAGUUGACAGUAAUUCCAUGCCGGAAACGGGCAGCAGAAACUGCUCCCCCUGUUGAUGAGACUUCGAAACCCUCAAAGCCAAAGAAGCGAUUUAGGAAGAAAUCUUCAAAAAGGAAAUUCUCUAAAGACAAGACUGGCCGUAAUGCUGAAAAUGCAGGCACUGGAGCAAAUAUUAAUCCUGGGGUAGAGUCACAUGCAAAUAUCAGCAAUGAGUCUGGCUUCAAGGAAACAAAAUGUGAUGGAGCAUUCAUUUCAGAAGCCAUGAAGAGUUCUGAGAAUGGGAUAUUGCUUAAUUAUUGCGAGAAAGAAGUAUUGGUUAAGGAAGGUUCUCCGGUGAUGAAUGGCAAUGGAUCUGUUGAAAUUGGGAACUCAACAAAAUUGCAUUCCAAAGAUCCAGAAGCUAGUGUGGAGCUGAACAAGCAGCAAGAUAAUGGAGAAAUCAUAAACGAACUGUGACAAAUACUGGUAUGUGUUUUGGGGUGCCCCGCCCGGGUGCGGGAGGGGUGGGUUUGGUGGUUAUAUAGGCUUCGAGUAUUGAUUGAAUCAUGACUACUAUUCAAGAAAAUAUUCAAGUUGGAGUAGACUAUUUAUGAGUUACAAAACCUUGAGGAUCCCAACGGUUUUUCUUUGUUGGCCGUCACUCAUCUAGGGAGGUAGAAAUAUAGGCUAUGAGAUUAUUCAAAGCAAGUUGAUAAUUUUUAUCAGUUAACUCAUGCCAUUUGAGACUGGUUAUUUAUUGUAUUGUAUUGUUGCAUAUAUAUAUAUAUUUCAACUGUCUGCUCCCUUUUUGUCCACAA